This is a messenger RNA of Schizophyllum commune H4-8, 1027 nucleotides long. RefSeq lists its product as uncharacterized. The record is from RefSeq and is a predicted model, not a curated record. The transcript is spliced from 5 exons. The coding region runs from base 60 to 866 and encodes 268 amino acids. Gene Ontology annotation, molecular function: DNA binding. Lineage: Eukaryota; Fungi; Basidiomycota; Agaricomycetes; Agaricales; Schizophyllaceae.
CACUCUCAUCUGUCUCCGCCAACUCUCAUCGGAGUUGCUUGCAAUUCACCUCCUUAAACAUGAGCGCAGAGCCUUCGUCCGCCCAACUACCGAACAAGAAGAAGCUGAAGCGUACUAUCGCGCAAAAUGGCACGAAUUAUCUAAAAGAAAUCUACAAGACGAACCCAAAUCCAUCACGUACGGAAAUGCUGGAAAUUCUGGAACAACUGCACGGAAUGGUAGGCAACGAAGAAUGCACCAUAGAAAGCGUCAAGCAAUGGUUCAAGCGCCAAAAAUAUGCGCACGCGGCGAACGAACGAGGACUCGGCGACUUGCAAACGUCGUUGUCCUACCCAACCCUGACCGCAGACCACAUCCGCACGCUGACCGCGCUCUACUCCGCCCAGAAGGACGCGCCCGACUCCGUCAUCGCGUCCUGGGCGCUCGUCUGCGCGGGCUCCGACCUCAGCGACGUGCAGCGCUGGAUACGCGACCAGCGGCGCCUCGAGCUGGGCACGCCGGAGAUCUCCCCUGUAGAGAGCACGCUGGGGACAUCUCCCGUGGAAAGCACGCUGGGGGUAUCUCCCAUAGAGGUCCCACCCCCUGUGAAGGGCCCGCCGGAGCCCGCGCCGCAGAGGCUAUCCAUACGCCUCCCCCCGCUGAUGCUGAACGCGCAACAGCGGCCGACCGAGCAGAGGAUACCGCCACCACUGCCGAACUAUCGUGAUAUCCUGUCCAAGGCGUUGUCCUCGAAAGGAGACGCCCCUCCGGAGCAACCUCCCCGCACCAUCGAGGAAUGGAAUCAGCAGUUCGCGCCCUAUGACAGGAUGCUCGACCGGUUUGAGGAGCGCCUCAGGUCGGCACGCUUCGCAGAUAGCCCUCGUUAAGGAUCCUAGAGUAUGAAGCUCUGUCUGUCUUUCGUUCUCCGAAGUCUUCAUAUUCAGCUGUCUCACCAUUUUGUUCUACCGUUGCUUUCCUGUAUCGUCGUUGUCGAUGUUUUCUCCCAAGCUCAGCAUGAGUCGUCCCGCCGAUAUCCCCAAAUAACGAG